AGGACACAUGGAGAGAUCCUUUUAACACGAACACAGUCAUAUACAACUAGGAAGAGAACGUUCUAACUUUUUUCUCUCUCUCCCCCCAUAUCCUUCUCGACCCUCCUUUUCCCAGUGGAACGAAUGUGGACAUGAAAAAAUAAUUUUAACGAAUGCUUAAUCUGGUUGGCUGUUUACUCCCUUAUAUACUCACAGGCUGAAAGGCUCUACUUCCAAAAUGGAAAAGUCUGCUGGGGGCUAAGCAGGAUUAAUUAAGCUCGAUCAGAUAGUUUUUCAGCGGUACACGUGGACUGGAGUUUUACGGGCACCUUCAGAAGAACAGAGGAGUUCUUUAACUUUGUGCUGGAAACUGAAGGAACUCCUGAAGUGUUCUGCGCAUCAAGGGUGUCACCAUGGAAACAGACUCCACCUGUAACUUGACCACACCCAAUGUAUCAACACUGGACCACAAUACUACAAGCUCAUCAUGUGACUACAUGUCCCUCUCGACCUUCCGGUACCAGAAGACAGUACUCCCCGCAUUGUACAGCCUCAUCUUUUUACUGGGUUUCCUUGGUAACGUGCUGGUGGUGUGUGUAUUAUUUCACAGCUCGGGUCGGAGGACUGUAGCUAACACGUAUCUGGUGAACCUAGCAAUGUCGGACUUGCUCUUCCUGAGCUCUUUGCCAUUCUGGGCUGUAUAUUACUCUCUGGAUUAUAAUUGGGUUUUUGGGACGGUUAUGUGCAAACUGUGUGGUGGUUUGUUAACCAUAAACGUCUAUGCUAGUAUAUUCUUUAUCACUUGUAUGAGCGUGGAUCGAUAUCACGCCAUCGUUUACCCGCUUCAUUCCCAGAGCCGCAGAAGCGUAAACCGGGCCAGGUGUGUCAGCGCUGUCAUUUGGGUCGUGGCAGCUCUGACCACGUUGCCCACGGUUGUGUUCCGUGACAUACACACUUUUCCCGAAAACAACAUCACAGCUUGUGUCAUUUAUUACCCCAGGCCCCUCUGGCACACCGGGUUAAGUCUCGCCAAGAACACCCUCGGAUUCUGCCUGCCGUUUGUCGUCAUAGCAACAUGCUACAGCCGCAUCGCCGUGCACCUGCUGGCCACCCCAAAUCACCUGGAGCAGGACUCGGCGCGAUUGGUCCACGUUUUGCGUAUGGUAGUCGCUGUGGUGUUGGCAUUUUUCUUCUGCUGGUUUCCGUUCCAUGUGCUGACGUUCCUUGGAGUUUUAAGAGAUCUGGGGAUGAAUUGGGAUUGCUGGGUGCUUCAAGCAGUUCAUAAGCUACUGCCGUUCUUUCUCUGCCUCGGAUUUUCCAACUCUGCCAUUAACCCAUUCCUCUAUUGUUUUGUGGGAAAUCACUUCCGGGAGAAGCUGUGGCAAUUUUACGGGGAGGCGCUUACACAGAAAAGAGAUUCUAUUAGCACGAGACUGUCUUCCUUCUCCAGGAAACUGAGCGACCUUAAAGAAACUGUGCCUAUGGAGAUCAUGGAGCAGUAGAGCGUAUAAUAUAUUAUAUGUUAUCAUAACAAACAGAAAGGGACAAUGUCAAUGUCAGUCAUUGGCCUUAAUACUGUUCUGAGCGAUGUCAUUGGUCCAGGAGCAUCACAGCAGUUGGGUCACAUUCUGUAUUCCCUGGUGUCUGCAUGUUGCUGGUUGAUAUAAUAAUAGCUGCAUUAAUAAUAGUCUGUUGAGUGACACUGUUUUGCUUCAGAAGCAUUAACUGACCAUAUCUGUUUAUGCAAGUAAUAUAUAUACAAUAUGCAACUAUGUAUUAAUGAAAUUUAUCAGACUCUUUCCAGGAACUGUGACUUUAUGGUUUGAUUUUAGCUGUUUGGUCAGUGUAAUUAGUGACCUCCAUAUCAUUCAUUCAUUCAUUAUGUUGCUGUACUGUAUAUAAAAUGUCACGGCAAUUUAGCUAAGAAACUGUGUACAAAAAAAACAUUUUAAAUGUCAGAAUGAGUUGUUAUAAAAUGCAUGAUAAUUAUAAAGGAGUCUCAACAAUAAAUUGUUCACAU
Messenger RNA from Triplophysa rosa, 1999 nucleotides. RefSeq names its product angiotensin II receptor, type 2 (gene agtr2). Gene Ontology annotation, biological process: G protein-coupled receptor signaling pathway; immune response; regulation of vasoconstriction. The coding region runs from base 393 to 1481 and encodes 362 amino acids. Gene Ontology annotation, cellular component: membrane. The record is from RefSeq and is a predicted model, not a curated record. Lineage: Eukaryota; Metazoa; Chordata; Actinopteri; Cypriniformes; Nemacheilidae. Gene Ontology annotation, molecular function: angiotensin type II receptor activity. The transcript is spliced from 2 exons.